AAUUUUCUGCUUGGGCAUGUCAGAUGUAUACGAGUUGCAUUUCAGGAUACAACACCGCUAAAAGGAUAAAUUGUUUAUUCAGAGGAUUGUUGGAUAAUUAUUUUUGGAUGAAUGGAUACUGCGUGUUUUACCACCUCUCAGCGUACUUCAUGUCUCACGAUGAAUCCGGAUCUAUUCAAGCCUUGUCCAGAACAUGGCCAAGUUAUUCUUCCUAUUAAACCGAACAAGACAAAAUCGGAACAAAUCAAACCAGAUCUCGCCCAGGUGGUGACUGAUUCCAAGACAGGAAAAUCUUACAGCAAAGGAAAGCUUCUGGGAAAGGGUGGCUUUGCAAGAUGCUAUGAAAUGACAGACCUUUCCAGCAACAAAAUGUAUGCUGUGAAGGUGAUACCACAGAGCAGGGUGUCAAAACCUCAUCAGAGGGAUAAGAUAACAAAUGAAAUCGAGCUUCACAAAACCCUACAUCACAAACAUGUGGUAAAGUUCUCCCAUCAUUUCGAAGACCAAGACAACAUCUAUAUUUUCCUUGAGCUCUGCAGUAGAAAGUCCCUGGCACACAUUUGGAAAGCAAGACACACACUGACAGACCCAGAAGUGCGGUACUACCUCCGGCAGAUCAUAUCUGGGCUGAAGUACCUUCACAACAGAGGCAUCCUUCACAGGGAUCUCAAAUUAGGCAAUUUCUUUGUGAAUGAGAACAUGGAGUUGCGGUUGGGAGACUUUGGGCUUGCUGCGAAGUUGGAAACAGUCGAGCAGAGGAAGAAAACAAUCUGUGGAACGCCAAACUACCUUGCACCCGAGGUGUUGAACAGGCAGGGCCAUGGAACAGAGUCUGACGUCUGGUCACUAGGUUGUGUAAUGUACACGCUGAUGUGUGGGAACCCUCCCUUUGAAACCCUUGACCUGAAGGAGACAUACAAGUGUAUCAAGGAAGUAAAAUACAACCUGCCCUCGACCCUGUCUCCUGCGGCUCAGAAGCUCAUCUCUGGCAUUUUGCAGAAGGACCCCAGUGACCGCCUCACACUAGACCAAAUCCUGAACCACCAAUUCUUCACCAAGGCUUUCACCCCAGAUAAACUGCCUCCCAGCAGCUGUGUGACAGUGCCAGAGCUCAACCCGCCCAGCCCUGCCAAGAGGUUUUUCACGAAGAUGGCCAAGAGUCUCUUUGGCAAGAGAAAAUCCAAAGUGGAGAAGAACCAUUGUGAAGAGCGAGAGAGCAUCUCCAAACUUGUGUCCGGCAUCGUCAAAUGCUCCAUCAGUCGGCAGAUGAGUUACAAAACAGUUUGCACCGAUGAGGCUCCCCCUCCCACGGUAGGCCAGCAAGUCAGCUCUGGUCUGCUGGAUACACCAGCUGAGGAGGAGUCCAGGAAGUCUGCAGCAUCACGCUCCUUUAAAGGCACGGUGGCCAGCAGCACAGAACCGUGUGAAGAUGGCCUUACCCCAGCGUCUAUAGCGGAGUCGGCCAUGAAGGUCCUCAACAGCUGUUUGUCUGCCAUGCCUGCAGCUACAAGAAACCCGCCAUGUCUUUCCAGGCCCAAAUCCUUUAUCUGGGUCACAAAGUGGGUUGAUUAUUCCAACAAAUAUGGCUUUGGCUACCAGCUCUCCAAUCAAAACAUUGGUGUGCUCUUCAACGAGGGGACACACUUGAGUCUGUGUGAUCAACGCAAGACUGUGCACUACUGCUUGACCAACAACAAACACUUCACCUUUCAGGCCAGUGCUUUACCAGAGCAGCUCUGCAGUCAGAAGCAGAUUGUGGAGCUGAUGGCCAACUACAUGGAACAGAACCUCAUGGAGGGUGGCGACCUCCACUGUGAAGACCAGCCUCCCUCCCAGCCACCGCUCCUUCUGCAGUGGGUGAAGACCGACCAUGCUCUGGUGAUGCUCUUCAAUAACGGUACCCUGCAGGUGAAUUUCUACAACGACCACACCAAGAUCAUCCUGUGCAAGUCCUCCGACUCUUACCUACUGACCUAUAUCAGCCGCGAACGCGUCUCCUACACAUACCUCCUGAGCAUGCUGUCAGAAAUGGGCUGUUCUGCCGAGCUGAGGCACCGCAUGCGCUACGUGGUCCAGCUGCUCCAACAUCACGGAGAUUCAUAAUGGACCCACAGCUCAAGUGAGGUGGGGGGGGGGCUGAUCAUGGCUCUGUACAUAGGGAAAACUUCUCCCCCAGGUCCAUGACUCCAGGCACCAUCCAAGUCUCAACCAACCUGCUGCUUUCUGCUUCCACUGGGAGCAAAUGACCAGGAGGCUCUGUUCAUUCAGGGAGUCCUCCCCAAUCUUAGGCUAGUGUCUGGCCUCUGGACUAUGGUGCCCUUUGUUUUGUUUUUUUGAAUGAACCUAUAAUCUGACUACAGUAUCACACUACUGGCUUGAUUCACUUCAUGCACACAAAAACCUGACCCUGUUCUCUCAGCUAAUGCUCAGACCUGAUUCUGAAAUGGCAGUGGGAUCACAAGCUGCCAAGUGACCACCCCCCAAUGUCAAAACUGAAGUUGGUCUUUGCUUUUUUUAUGCUUUGACAUCGCUUGCCUUUUUUAUGAUAAUUACACUUCACAAAUURGUACACAACAGCAUACAGAGGGCAAUGGGUGACGACUUUCACUUUCUUUGGAUUCGCAGUAAUUUUACCACUAUUUUAGUUUUUAGCCAUAGUAAUAUAGAUUAUUACUAAUAUAGGUAAUAUAGAUUUUUAGUGUUCAGUUGAAAAAGGCUGCGCUACAUUGCAUUGCGAUUUGGCAAAGGGGAUAAAGUGCCUUUGAAGGAUGUCUGCCUGUAUUGUGCAAUAACAGCCCUUUUGAAUGUGGAUGUGGUGGCAUGAGAUGGUCUACGGAGGCAAGUACUUUUUACUUGGAAUUGGUAAACUUCAAAUGUCUGAAUAGCACUAGUGUCACUACCUGGUAUAAGAUUUUGAUAAAAUGGUAUAACCCUGUAGUAUCAGUAUGUAAAAAAUAAGUAUUGUGUUUAUCAUACUGUACCAUCCUCUUUGGUUUACAUUGCCCUCUCUACCCAGAGUUUGAUCCUUAAACUGUGAUUCCUGAGUGCAAGUAUUAUACCACUUCCAGGUAAUGUCUUGUCAAAUCCAACGUUUUGAAAGGAUCUGCUUCUUCAGAAUCUUUAUUUUUGUGCACAAUAAUGUCCUGUAUUUAUUUUAUUUAUACAUUUAUUUAUUGUGUAAUUGUAUGGUCUUGACACAUGGGAAAUGUUCAAUAUGAUCACAUUUGUGCUAUAUUGGCGUAAAAUAAAGUUUAUGGAAAUCA
Messenger RNA from Salvelinus sp. IW2-2015, 3263 nucleotides. RefSeq names its product polo-like kinase 3 (Drosophila) (gene plk3). Gene Ontology annotation, biological process: protein phosphorylation; Golgi disassembly; mitotic spindle organization. Gene Ontology annotation, cellular component: spindle pole; centrosome; kinetochore. Gene Ontology annotation, molecular function: protein binding; ATP binding; protein serine/threonine kinase activity. The record is from RefSeq and is a predicted model, not a curated record. Lineage: Eukaryota; Metazoa; Chordata; Actinopteri; Salmoniformes; Salmonidae.